This is a messenger RNA of Penicillium brasilianum, 1098 nucleotides long. The record is from the annotation of a GenBank genome assembly. NCBI's taxonomy places the organism in Eukaryota, Fungi, Ascomycota, Eurotiomycetes, Eurotiales, Aspergillaceae.
AGGCGACACCCGCCACCAGUCCCAACUUUGUGCCUGAUUAGCUAAGCCACCAGGGUUUGAUAUAUCGGCACAGAUCUUCCCCCACCUUGCUUCCUUCUCCUUCUUCGACCAGACUCUCCGGGGAUAUCACCUCAUCUUUCUACGUCGCAUUUUGACGCAGAAACAAACGAGACACCGACACACUUUCAGACUCAAGUCCAGUGAACGUCGCACCCCGCCGCCAUGCCCAAGAACAAGGGAAAAGGUGGUAAGAACCGUCGUCGUGGUAAGAACGAGAACGACAACGAGAAGCGUGAACUCGUCUUCAAGGAGGACGGCCAAGAGUACGCCCAGGUCGUCAAGAUGCUCGGCAACGGUCGCCUGGAGGCUCUCUGCUUCGACGGCGAGAAGCGUCUGGCUCACAUUCGUGGCAAGCUCCGCAAGAAGGUCUGGAUCAAUCAGGGUGAUAUCAUCCUUCUCUCGCUCCGUGACUACCAGGACGAGAAGGGCGAUGUUAUCAUGAAGUACACCGCCGACGAGGCCCGCAGUCUGAAGGCCUACGGCGAGCUGCCCGAGCACGCCAAGAUCAACGAGACCGACACCUUCGGCAACGAGGGCUUCGAGGACAACGUCGAGUUCGACGAGGACCGCGAGAGCGAGGACGAGAAGGAAAUCGACGUCGACGAGCUCUAAGCUCACCCCUACCACCCCAGAGCUCGAUGCUCUCUACCCUGCAAGGGCGCCAUGCAGAACUACACCAUGGUGCUUUUCACGUUCCGCCACCUCAUUCCUACACCGCCACUCUUGGUUUAAGCGCCGUGAUCUACACGCUCUUGAUCAACUGCAGCUUCCUUGAAUUCCUGAAGUACUCCGUCCCCGAUCGAAAGGGCAUUCUCAAGCGAAUCUCGACGCCACUCCCACCGCGGCCCUGCAUGGAGAUGAAGGGCAUCCCCCAACCUACGGCGAUGAUACGACAAUAUACCAGGGUGUGAAGACAUCGACGACAAAAAGAUCUCGACAUUUUGCAUGUUGGCCGGUAUGGUCAUUACAGACACACGUCUUACGAUCCUCUAUCAGUUCUUGCAGAGUUUUCGCGGUCAAGCUACAGAGCAAAAUUGG